AUGGACCUGGUGGCGACGGUGGCGAGGCGGAGGACCCAAAACGACCACGGAGAGGGACAGGUCGGCGUGUGGAGGUUGAACGGGCAGUGCGUGUUCGAGGCCCAGUUCGAACGUGGUGACACCGGCGGCGGCGGCGGCGGCGUCGAUGAGGAUGACACGGGCCAGGGUGACGACGACGACUCGAAGAGAAAUGAAGAAGACGAAGAAGGAUGGAUCAGAGGCCUGGCUUGGAGAAGGGACGGACAAAUGCUGGCAGUCGCCUGUGCAGAUAGUACCGUCGCCUUGAUCAACGCGUUUACAGGCAAGAUCGCACAUCGAAUCACUACCGCGGCCACGGUGUCACAGUCAUCAUCAUCAUCACAAUCACAAUCACAAUCACAAUCAAGCUCAAAAUCCCCACGCCCUCACACACCCUCUUCCACUCCCACUUGCAUCUCUUGGAACACGCACUUUGCUGCCCCUACGUCCUCAGCCAUACGGACACGUCUGGAGGGACCCGAUUCUCAAGUCACCCUCGACGAGAUCCUCGGACUCAGAGCCGACGUGGACAAGCUCCUCCGCAUGAAGGCCGACUUGCCCCGCGAGCUGGGCGCGCUGGACAUCGAGGUAUCUCUACCUAAAUUGGCCACGCUGCCUCCUCUCGGCGUGGGCAGCGACGACGACAUCUUCAGCUCCAGAUCAAGCAUUGACGCCGUGUUCCAUGCCAAUGGCCAAGCCGGGUCUGGUCAUGGCGAUUCCGUUGACCGUGUCGAUGCGCUGCUGGUCGGCUUACAAAGUGACAACGGCGGCCACAGAUGUGCCGUACAUAUCCGCAUCUUUGACUCCUUCGAGAUUGGGACGGUGGAUGUCGGUGCGUGUCUGCCUGGUGGUUCCAAGGGUGGCAAAGUCGUCAAGAUUGAGAGUCACCCUUUCUUGUCGACUGCCCUUCUUGUUGUGGAACAGAUGACAGACGACGGCCCCGCGACUCUGCACUUGCUCGGUCUGGACAUGAGCUUCAUCUCCCAGACGGGCAGGCAUCUGCCUGUCGUGGCGAAGAAGGCGACACAGCUGGGCAAUUUGUUGCGUUACGUCGCCCAGAUCCACACGCAGCUUGCGUCUGAAGUCAAGGCCGCUUUUGAUCUCCCGGGCAGAUUUCUCCGGAACAUCAACGAGUACCUCGGCGACGGAGACGACUACGUUGACUUUGUGCACGCCGCACACCAUCUAGCCGUCACGGGCGAGUGCGAUGGCAAGCUGAAAGAGUGGUUGGUUGACGAGGUUGGAGAAAGGGGUCUGAAGAGGUGGGAGAAGGCCGUCGGGGAUUGCCUUGACAUUGUCCGGCGACUGACGAGCGAAUGUCUCAUGCCGGCGUUGGAGAGAUGUCAAGUGGUGUUGACGAGACUCGAUGGCCUCGCACAGUUUGGUCCGACGAGCUCGCGGUUAGGCCUGGAGGAGAAGAACGUGAGAAAGGUCAUGGAGACCGUGAAUGCCCUGGGGAUUCUCGCCGAGGACCUCCUCGCCGAUGUCAAGGUGGAGAUUGUCGAGUUUACUGCAUUCAUGAAGUGGCUGAAGUGGGAGUGUGAAGUCGAAGCCCUCGAGGAGACCAGUGAAAGGGCUGCGGAGCUCAGAGAAUCAUGGACGGGCGAGAACGAGUUGCUGAGGGUGUUGGACUAUGUCGGUGGCGCCAUGAAGGACAGCAGAAUCAAGAAAUACAUCGUCCCAGACGGCCCCGAGCAGUCGGCAGGUGCGCUGAUCGAGGACGAUACCGACGCUGGCUUCUUCCUCGACUACAUGAAGAGACGAGCGGCUCCUCCGCCAAAGGCUAAGAAGAACAAGAGUAUGCCUACCUUUGGCCAAGUGGUCGGACGCCUGCAGACGCAGGCCGAGAGAGUCUUCGCACAGAUUGCAGAGACUUUCAGAAAGAGCAUACUGCCCAGUCACAUGCUGGAGUUUCCGAGACGAUGUGAUGGACGCCGGUUGGAUCUCAGAAUCGUGCCGGACGUCCAUGACAGGACCAUCUACCGGCUCUAUUGCAUGGCAAGGGACCGUUCCGAAGAAGGCAGUCUACAGUACAUCAAGUCCAUCAUGCAGCAGGAUGGAGGAGGCAAAGGUCUGCGUUUCGGUCCGGCUGAACUGCCGCCAGCUCGGAUUCGCGAGGCGAAGAGCAUCCUAGACGUCAAGUUUGUCGACGAGGACACAUGCAUGGUUCUCGCCACAACGGAAACUGACAUCAGGAUAUUCUCACGGCUCCUCGCGAGCGAUGUCCAGGCAGACAAUUGGGAAGUACAUCAUGUUUUUGACUCUGGUAGGAUGAACGCUGGAAUGACACCGGCGAGACUCGAAGUCAAUGGGAGGGUAGGAAGGAGGGCCGUUGCGGUUGUAGAUGACGCUGGUCUGGGAUAUACUGUGCUCGACCUCGAUGCUGCUGAUGGAUCUGUGGAGGAAGAAGGCGAAGAAAUGGACGACGAGAUCAUGACCGGAUGA
Exophiala spinifera is the source of this 2463-nucleotide messenger RNA. RefSeq lists its product as uncharacterized. NCBI's taxonomy places the organism in Eukaryota, Fungi, Ascomycota, Eurotiomycetes, Chaetothyriales, Herpotrichiellaceae. The transcript has 2 exons. Gene Ontology annotation, biological process: positive regulation of mitotic metaphase/anaphase transition; protein K11-linked ubiquitination; anaphase-promoting complex-dependent catabolic process. Gene Ontology annotation, molecular function: protein binding. Gene Ontology annotation, cellular component: anaphase-promoting complex; nuclear periphery. The coding region runs from base 1 to 2463 and encodes 820 amino acids. The record is from RefSeq and is a predicted model, not a curated record.